This is a messenger RNA of Pochonia chlamydosporia 170, 2211 nucleotides long. RefSeq names its product alpha-galactosidase C precursor. The record is from RefSeq and is a predicted model, not a curated record. Lineage: Eukaryota; Fungi; Ascomycota; Sordariomycetes; Hypocreales; Clavicipitaceae. Gene Ontology annotation, molecular function: alpha-galactosidase activity. Bases 1 to 2211 code for a protein of 736 amino acids. Gene Ontology annotation, biological process: carbohydrate catabolic process. The transcript is spliced from 3 exons.
AUGACAUUGACUUUGGUCCAUCCAAGCCGUGCCAAUGGCUCACCGACUAAGCCCAUUAUCAUCGAUAAAUAUUCAUUCGCACUCAACGGAUGCAAUGUCUCAUAUCGUUUUCACAUUGACAACGAGACCGGCGACGUCAUAUUGGAUCAUUUCGGUGGCUUGGUAACAGAAAAUCCUCCCGUUCAAACCAUCCACAACGGCGGUUGGUCCACGCAGGCCCAUCUUAGACGAGAGUUCCCCGACCUGGGCAGAGGUGACUUCCGAUCACCAGCGGUGUGCAUCAUGCAGGCUGACGGCUGUACCAUAAGUGACUUCAAAUACCAGUCGCACACGGUUUUAGAGGGGAAACCCAGUUUGUCGGAAUUGCCAUCUACUUUCGGCAAGGAAGAUGAAGUUGCAACACUUAUCAUACACAUGUUCGACAACUGCAGCUCUGUUGCUGCAGAUUUAGUCUACUCUGUCUUUCCCAAGCACGAUGCCAUUGUUCGAAGCAUCAAAAUUACUAACAAGAGUGAGAAGAAUAUCAUUGUCGAUAAGCUAGCUAGUAUCUGCGUUGACCUUCCUCCCGGCGAAUACGAUAUGCUCGAGCUUCAGGGUGAUUGGGCCCGAGAAUGCGCGAGAGUCCGUCGCGAAGUUGACUACGGAACGCAAGGUUUCGUAAGUACGGCUGGCUACUCUUCUCACUUCUACAACCCAUUUCUCGCCAUCACAUCACCAACUACUACAGAGUCUCAGGGAGAGGCUUGGGGAUUUUCUCUGGUAUAUACGGGCUCGUUCAGCGUCGAGGUUGAGAAGAGCUCCCAGGGACUAACUCGCGCGUUGAUGGGAAUGAACCCUAGUCAGCUCUCUUGGCCACUUGGCCCCGGGGAGUCUCUUACAUCUCCCGAAUGCGUCUCUGUAUUCUCAGCCUCCGGAGUUGGGUGUAUGUCACGCAAGUUCCAUCGCCUGUAUCGGCAGAAUCUCAUCAAGAGUAAAUUCGUGAGUGUACCCCGACCGGUACUGCUCAACAGCUGGGAAGCCCUGUAUUUCAACUUCGACGAGAAAACCAUAUACAAACUUGCUCAAGAGUCCGCCAACCUGGGCGUUAAGCUCUUUGUACUGGAUGAUGGUUGGUUCGGGGCCAAACAUCCGCGUUUCGACGACAAGGCUGGUCUCGGCGACUGGGUGGCGAACCGUGAUCGAUUUCCCAACGGACUACAACCACUAGCUGAAAACAUAACAAAUCUCCAGCCUGCCAACACUGAGACAAACCUACAAUUUGGUCUUUGGUUCGAACCUGAGAUGGUUAACCAAAAAUCGGAUUUGUAUGAACGGCACCCUGACUGGGUGUUGCAUGCUGGUCAAUACCCCCGCACCGAGACACGCCAACAACUGGUUUUGAAUGUGGCGCUCACCGAGGUCCAGAACUUCAUCAUUGAAUCAGUUUCAGGUAUUCUCCAAAGUGUCCCUGUCUCCUAUGUGAAGUGGGACAAUAAUCGAGGCAUUCACGAAAGUCCUACGCCUCACAAUCAUCAUGCGUACAUGCUGGGUUUAUAUCGCGUGUUUGAGGAGCUGACCAGUCGCUUUCCCCACGUUCUUUGGGAAGGAUGUGCGUCUGGCGGUGGUCGUUUUGACCCUGGUGUUUUACAAUACUUUCCCCAGAUUUGGACAUCUGAUAACACGGAUGCUUUGGACCGCAUUCACAUCCAAUUCGGCACAUCUUUAGUUUAUCCAGCAUCCUCCAUGGGCGCGCAUGUAUCCGCAGUACCAAACGAAUUUACGGGUCGCACUAUACCAUUUAGAUUCCGAGCUCACGUGGCGAUGAUGGGGGGCUCUUUUGGGUUGGAGCUCAACCCGGAUACUCUUCCAGCUGAAGACAAGGCACAAAUCCCAAGUCUCAUUGCUCUAGCAGAGAAAAUAAAUCCCAUCGUGAUCCGAGGGGAUAUGUGGCGUCUGAACCUACCGGCGGAUUCGAACUAUCCAGCUGCUCUCUUCAUUUCAGAGGACGCGAACCAGGCUGUCCUAUUUGCCUUCCAAAUCCGCGCAACAACCGUGCACAACUAUCCGUUGCUCCGGCUUCAGGGCUUAGAUCCUUCAGCAAGGUACAAAAUCGAUGGAGAUCAGACAUUUUCUGGUGCAACACUUAUGAACGGCGGCAUUCAACAUAGAUUUGCGGGCGACUAUGAUAGCAGGGUAGUGUUCCUAGAAAGGUUAGAGCAUAAGGAAACUUAG